Messenger RNA from Anneissia japonica, 2032 nucleotides. RefSeq lists its product as uncharacterized. Bases 26 to 1168 code for a protein of 380 amino acids. The transcript is spliced from 9 exons. The record is from RefSeq and is a predicted model, not a curated record. Lineage: Eukaryota; Metazoa; Echinodermata; Crinoidea; Comatulida; Comatulidae.
AAGAGAGAUACUGUAACUACAAAGCAUGGCGGCCGCAAAGGAAAGAGAAAAGGCUGUGAAGAAACGUUUGACACUGUUCUUAGCAGAAGCUCUUAGGUUUGGUUGUUUGAAGGGUUUCAAAUAUUUUUCAUGCUACAUGAGAGGAAGAGAAGAAAUGAUUUGUAAAGUUCUUAAUGAGCCAUUGACCCCAAGAAGUAUGUCACCAACAAACACAAAAGAGAUUAGCAACAGUGGAAGCUUCAACUCAUCAGAUAUGCCAUUUGACCAGAAUUCUUUAAUGUUGUCACAUAACACGCAAAAAACGUUGAGUGGGUAUGGUUAUAUGGAUGUUGGACUUCCACCAGCUUCACCCAGUGAACGUGAAAUUGCUCCGGUUGAUGAUACCUCUACACUGUUCUUAUUGGCUGGCUAUGCCAGGUACUCGUGUCCUUAUGUGUGGGUUCGAAGCAACCAUGAUAGAUUAGUGAAGUUGACAAAAGACAAUGAACGCUUUUCCAAAGACAGUCCGCUGAGAUUGAAGUCAACAACAGCCUGGAAUGAUAAAGACAUCCAUGUUUGGGACAUUGUUGCUGAGCUUGUGAAGAUCAACACGCUACCGGCUCCUCGCAAUCCGUUUGCAGUUGAUACAAAUUACUUGUACAUGCUAGACCUUGAGGAACGCUUUCUUGCGACGGGAUCGAUGGUGAACCUAUUGCAGAAGGUGCUGGACCAUGGUGCAGAUAAACGUUACAGUGGAUUAGUGACAGAAGAUCUAAGAGAACUCAGUAAGCGCCACUUCCAAGAUCUUCUACUGGUAACACAAAAACUGAAAGCUGCACAAACAGCAGUCCAGGCCAGCCCAACCCAUGGGCCACAGGUUCCCCACCCCCAAGAACAGCAACCCUACAGACCCAGGGCACAACAGGCUACACAGUCGACUAAGCCUUUGCAGACCUAUGCGCACAACCAACCUGGGUAUCGGCCACAAUCCAAGCCACUCCAGCAACCGAUACCAGCCCAACAGCCUUAUUAUGCGCAACAAGCAAGGUAUGAGCACCUAUCACAGCCAAGCCAGCCCACCGAGAACUACCAACAACCAAAUGUACCAAACAUUUACAACCAACCACAGAGCAGUAAUCAACGCACCUCUAGCAAUAAAUUAACACAAAGAGUUGCAUAUAAAUAUUAAUUGAUCAAAAAUUCUGGUGAAUUAAUGAUGUAUAGAAAAAUCUAACUUUCGAUCAUUCCUUUGUAGUCUUUAGAUUAAGUUCUGUAAUUGGGUGGGGGGGCGCGGGUGAGAUUCCCCAUCGGAAAUUGCCUUUCAAAAACAUUAUUUUGGGCCAUACUAAGCCAUAAACCUUACCAAGAAUGUUUAUUCUGGGGCCCUGAUCUAGUAAUCCCCAUGGUUCGGACCUGCUCUCCGACAUGUCAGACCCACCACUGGGUCAUAACAUUGCCUGCACGUUCUGUCUUAUUACUUUUUUCUCAUGACCUGAUGACACAUAGUCUCUCUACGAACAUAUCUACAGUACAUCUAAUGUUGUCAUACACUUGGUGUCAAAACCACCCUCAAGACGGAGAUUUCAGGUUUUUUUUAAAGAAUACUAUAUUGAGUUAUUUAAAUGUGAACCUACAACAAUGGCAUCAGGAUUAGAUAUAUUCAUUGUGAACACUGGUACUGGCACGAUUUUCAGUUGGGCCCUUCCUGUUUUAAAUUGAGAACCAACUGCUUAAACGUCUCUUUGAAAGAUAGUGCGCUGAUUUCAGCCCUCCCACAGGGAGAGCAGCUGAUACCAAAUGUUAACAAUAUAUAUAUUCCUUUCAGUGCACACAAUGGGUACCACUAGUUUUGGACUAGAUAGAAUGUGGGCAGCAAGAUCUCCAUGGUUCAGUGUACGUAGGUUAUUAAAUUGUUUAAGUGUUAUAGCGCAUUUAAUUGCUAUUUUAAGCAACGUAUAUCUCAGUACACAAGUCCAGCGUUUUAGGCUGACAAAAUGAAAAACAAUUAGUAAAAAUAAAGUCAAAUUUAGAUUACAGUACCUACUUACAAAUG